This is a messenger RNA of Fonsecaea nubica, 1608 nucleotides long. RefSeq lists its product as hypothetical. Gene Ontology annotation, biological process: spermine transport; spermidine transport; transmembrane transport. Lineage: Eukaryota; Fungi; Ascomycota; Eurotiomycetes; Chaetothyriales; Herpotrichiellaceae. The record is from RefSeq and is a predicted model, not a curated record. The transcript has 5 exons. The coding region runs from base 1 to 1608 and encodes 535 amino acids. Gene Ontology annotation, molecular function: spermine transmembrane transporter activity; spermidine transmembrane transporter activity.
AUGCCGUCCGAAGACAAGGAAAAUUACAACGCUGAGACGGCAAAGAUGGGCGAAUCUGAAUCCGACAGCUCCUCUGCUCACUCGCUCCCUGUUCCCGUUGUGAGACCUGAACCUGACCUUGAGAAGACGACAAGCAAAGCUUCCCAUCGCACUAGCAAAAGCGGUCGCUCUAAUCCCGACCAUGUCCCAGCAACGGCUCAAGAUUGGGACGGCGAAGACGACCCAGACAAUCCACUGAACUGGCCACUGCCUAUUAAAAUCUACCAUACCUUGGUCCCUGCACUACAGUGCUUCACAGUGACUUUUGGUUCCUCGGUCUACACCCCCAGCGUCCCGGAGGUUGCCCGCCACUUUGGCGUUAGCACUACCGCAGCAAUAGUCCCUUUGACUGUCUACGUGAUCGGUCUGGGAUUCGGCCCUGUCCUCAGUGCCCCGCUCUCAGAGACCUACGGACGUCGCGCAGUCUACUUAUCCUUCUUCCCACCGUCCCUCCUCAUGUCGCUCGGCGCGGGUUUCUCGAAAUCGUACGCCUCUCUUGUCGUCUGCCGCCUCCUCGCAGGCCUCCUAGGCUCGGGCUGCCUGGCCGUCGGGGCUGGCACCAAUUCCGACCUGUUCUCCCAUCUUCACCGAGCCGUUGCCAGCGCAGUGUUUUUGCUGGCACCAUUUCUGGGUCCCGCUUUGGGACCUACUUUGGGUGGAUUUGUUACCAUGAAGAAAGGCUGGCGAUGGACACAAUGGUUAAUCCUUUUCUGGGGUGUUAUCGCCUACGCUAUAUCGCUUCCGCAGAGGGAAACAUACAAGAAGAUUAUCUUGAAGGAACGUGCGCAGAAACUGGGUCUCCCGCCUCCACCAAAUCCGCUUCCUCCAGGGAUGUCGAAAUUUCGGUUCGUUCUCGUCGUUACUCUUCUGAGGCCGCUGCGGAUGUUGUUCACGGAAUCUAUCGUCGCAUUCUUCAGCAUUUACACUGCCUUUAACUUCAGCGUCCUGUUCGGGUUCUUUGCCGCCUUUCCCGUUGUGUUCCAGUCGCCUUACCCUGAGAUUCAGAUCUACCACUUCAACACCGGUGAGUCCGGGCUGGUCUUUCUGGGAAUCGGCCUGGGUGUUGCUUUGGCGACCCUGAUUUUCAUCUGGAUAGACCGCUUGAUAUACCGGAAGAAAACACUCAAAAGACGAUCACAGGGUGACUUUACACCCCUGGCCCCUGAGGAGAGACUUUGGGCGGCGAUGCUUGGCUCGUUCCUUCUGCCGAUUGGGUUGUUCUGGUUCGCAUGGACUGCCAAGAGAGAAAUACACUGGAUCUCGCCGGUGAUUGCAACGAUUCCAUUUGGGAUCGGCAAUCUGCUAGUUUUCUGCUCUUGCGUCUUAUAUCUCAUCGACACAUACGGGCCGUUGACGGGUGCGAGCGCCGCCGCGGCGAACGGGUUUUUGAGAUACGUCAUUGGGGCGGUGUUCCCGUUAUUUACGGUGCAGAUGUACCGCGGUAUGGGCGUCGCUUGGGCGACCAGCCUCAUGGGAUUUGUCACUAUUGCUUUGCUACCCAUACCUUGGGUCCUGUACAAGUAUGGGCCGAAGAUCCGACAGCGGAGCGCAUACACACUGGCGUCGUAG